This is a messenger RNA of Dentiscutata erythropus, 333 nucleotides long. The record is from the annotation of a GenBank genome assembly. Lineage: Eukaryota; Fungi; Glomeromycota; Glomeromycetes; Diversisporales; Gigasporaceae.
AUGGAUCACACUAACAAAAGUCGCAGUUAUACUAUCGCAUUUAAACUCGACAGGCAGCAAAAAUCAAAACUUGAGGCUGUUAAAGAAAAUAGAGGUUUUAAUAUAGAUCAAGCACGUGUUCUUAGUGGUCGAGGUCGAAAACCUAUGUAUUCUGAGCUAGAAAACGAAUUAGUUGAAUAUAUUAAAAAAAAGAGAGAAGAAAAAAUUGUAGUUACAACUUCGGUGAUCAAAAAAAAAGCAAAGGAGUUAGGUGAAACUUUAGGUAUUAGGGAUACCAAGUUUUCACGUGGCUGGUGUAAACGUUUUAGAAAAUGGCAUGGUUUUGUAGAAUGA